AUGGAGAACAGCGGCUGGACGGACGAGCCGGCCACAAGCGCCUGGGAAGACGUGGCUGCUCAGCAUGCAGCCGCGACUGGUGCUACAUCAGAUUCCAUCCACCGUAAAGAGGUGCCUGCGUCUCUGCGGCCUGGUGGAGGCGGCAUCGACGUAGGCUUCGGCUCUCCGGAAGAUGAAGACAGCGUGUGGAACGAGGCACGAAAGCAGCCGUCCGAGCUGAAUCUGCCCAGCCAGAUCCCCGAUGCCCUCAGGCCAGGCGUACAGAGAUCAGAGACCAAUCCAUUUCUGAAAAACCGAGCUCCGUCAGACCAGAGUCUCCAAGACGUUCCGGCGUCUCUGCAACCGCCAACUGCCUCGCUUUCUAGCAUAAGCCUGGAGGAGACGGGCAAUCAUAAUCCAUGGAAGCCGACAAUCGAUGUGCAGCCGCCAACCCAUGGAAAUAACUUACACGAUGCUAUAGCAUCUGGUGACUCUGAGCCUGAUCCCUGGGCUCGUUCCAGCCCACACCCACCUGCAAAAGUGCCCAUCUCGCCAAAGUCUCCAGACCUAAUCUCUCUACACUCUAGAAGCUCGAGUUGGGAUGACGAUUCUCACAGCGAGCGUGAUGAAAAAGGCUCCCCAUCGCAGAAACCAGUGAUGCCAGAGGACCUCGAGCGUGAGCAGCACGUCUGGGACGAUCUGGGGUCUUUGGAUGCCGCCAAGGGCAAGGGCAAGCCGCAAGAACCCUCGGCAAUGGUGCUGGAGGAAAAGCCAGCCCUGCCGCCCCGAGACACAGAGAGUCGUGCCAAAUGGGUUCCAUCACGUCCGCCCGUCGAUGGCAAGGCCGAAACGUACCAAGUGAAGAACAUCCGUUGGCACGACCCCAACUCAUCCAAAAACCCCCGCGUGUCUCCCAUACUUAUACAGAAUGAGAAUGGACCCUGUCCUUUGGUUGCGUUAGUCAACGCGCUGACCAUGACUACACCUGACGAUAUCCCCGAUACAGUCCUGGUGCAAGUUUUGCGCUCACGGGAGCAAGUCAGCUUGAGUCUUCUGCUGGAUGCUGUUUUUGACGAACUCAUGUCUCCUCGACGAACGUCGUCAGAGGACUCUCUGCCAGAUGUCUCCGAACUAUACUCGUUCCUCCAGAGUCUCCACACCGGCAUGAAUGUCAACCCUCGAUUCAUCCCCACUCCUGAAGUUGUCACCGCAUAUGAGCAUACUUCACUAACACAGCUUCACCCACUCGAGCGACACAAGUACAUCCCUGGAACCUUUGAGGACACUGCAGAGAUGAAUCUCUAUGCGACCUUUUCUAUUCCUCUCGUUCAUGGUUGGCUACCGCCUUACGAUGAUGUCGUCUGUGCUUCCAUGCAAAGACAUGCUACCUCUUACGAAGAUGUGCAGAAUCUUUUGUUCCGCGAAGAAGAGCUAGAGGACAAAUUAGCUACUUCUGAGGAGGGCCUUACGGAAGCGGAGCAAGAUUUAUAUCAAGACAUCAUCACCAUCAAGAUAUUUUUGAAUGAAUCAGCUACCCAGCUGACGCCCUGGGGAAUCGAGGUCAUCCAAAAAGCAAUCCGACCCGGUACAUUUGCUAUCCUUUUCCGCAACGACCACUUCUCAACCCUUUAUUGCCAUCCACAAACCCAGCAGCUCCUCACUCUUGUGACGGAUGCCGGCUACCGGACUCACGAUGAAAUUGUAUGGGAAAGCCUACGGGAUGUCAACGGGGAACUAAACCAAUUUUUAUCCGGAGACUAUCGACUUGUAAGCGGCGACACCGCAGCAGAACCAAUUACUAGCAACGGUAAACGCCAUAGCGACCAGGACGGUGGCGCUUGGACAACUGUCACCAACAAACGGGGCAAGACUAAGGAGACUGCCCCUAUCGACGAACCAGGUCAAGCAAGCUCCAGCACCGAACAAGAAGACAGAGACUUGGCCCUCGCCAUGCAGCUACAAGAGGAAGAGGAUCAAAGACACCGAGAAGAACAGGCGCGCCGGCAACGGGAGCGAGCACUCUCGGAGCAAUAUAUCGAGCAAGCUCACCUCCCCAUACCUGUUACUCGCCCCGAAGGCAAUUCUAGAGGAAACGCCGGUGGUAACAAUGCUUCUCGGCGCAGCUCUGCGGCUGGCCCAAGUGGCACCACGCCCGUUCUACCGCCGCGGCGAAGUAGCAACAGCGUCAGCAAUAGUGCCAAUAAUAGCACCAGUGCACUCGCUGCCUCUACUUCUCAACGGUCUUUGCCUCCACGCGGGCCUGCGUCACAAACUGUCCGGCCCUUGGUCCCUCCUGCGAGGCCAGGCGUCAAUAGACCGGUUAGCUCUGAUGAACCGCCGCCACCCUCGUAUGAACAGGCUGCUCAGGUUCCUGCAUAUGUUCCUCCUCCAGGGCAUCCUAACCACCACGAAAGCAGCCCAGCGGCUUCUAGACAGGCGUCUCGAACAAGCAAUGGACCUCCUGCGGCAGGGCGUGGCCGACGACCCGGCGCCUCGGUUCCAGCAAGUCGAAGACCCGCUGUGGCUUCUGGAGGGAGCUCGAGUCGAUCUGAUAGAGACUGUAUAGUAAUGUGA
Molecule: messenger RNA, 2553 nt
Organism: Trichoderma atroviride IMI 206040
Lineage: Eukaryota; Fungi; Ascomycota; Sordariomycetes; Hypocreales; Hypocreaceae
Source: RefSeq, a predicted model, not a curated record